UCCGGUCAGACCGUGGGCGCCAGUGGGGAGAACGCCCACUGGACCCAGACACGGUCCCCGGCCUGGGUUCCAGUCGUGGCUCUGCCACUGUUCCUGGGGGGCCUUCUGCCCACUGGGCUCCCCCCAUUUCUUCACCUAGCUGCCCUCUGCCAGCUCCCAGAACCCUGUCCGUCUCAGAUUCCUUCAGUGCCAGGGGCAGCAGAGGCCGCUCUCCCUCCCUGAAGCCAAGCACUGUGGACACGCCAUCUCCUUUGAGGCCCACCACAGCCUCAUGAGGCACAUCCCAGAGGGGCCAUCGCCUCCAUAUCUUACAGACGAGGAAACUGAGGCGAUGAUGGCUCGUCCGGGACAAGCCCCCAGUCGGAGGCCGGCCCCUGAGCCACCGUACCACACUGCCCCAUCGUGCCCUUCUCGGUCCCCGCUCUAGUCCCCGCAAGCCACGCUCCUCUGAUGAGAGGGUCUGGAAGGCGGCUUCUGCUCAAGAACUUCCUUGGGAAGAGGGAGGGGGUCGCCGCCGUAGGGCUUUGGACUUCCCGACCGGAGCCCGAUGCCCGACACGCAGCGGAUGUCCCCAGAAAUGCCGGUCCCUGCAUCAACGACCCCUCCUGCUGUUCGUCCCUGAAACGGAGGUUUCUCCCGGGGAUCACCUCCACCGGCCUUUGCGGUUCUGGCCACCACGGACCAUCCAGCCGCACUGCUCGGAGACUUCUGGGACACCACACCCGUCCCGUCCUUUUCAGAUGCGCCAAGCCACGGAUUUCAGCCCCGGCCCAGGAGCAAUGCCCAUCACUCGUCACGGCAGCGGAGGAGCUGGCUGGUGGGAGGCAGAGAGCAGCACACAGCCUCCAGCCCCUGGAGCCACUUGUGCCCAGGCUGCUGAGCUCCAGGACAGCCACGAUGUCCAGAGUCCCUUCCCAGCACCUCGUGCUGGACGAUCUCGGCUUCCUGGAGAACAGCAGCUUUCCCUACGACUACCCAGAAAACGAGUCCGCUCCCUGCUGCUCCUCUCCACCCUGCGGCCGAGACGUCGUCCUGGCUUUCGACCGGGCCUUCCUGCCCGCCCUCUACGGCCUUCUCUUCUUCUUCGGCCUGCUGGGCAACGGAGCCGUGGCGGCCGUCCUGGUGAGGCAGCGCCCGGCCCUGAGCGGCACCGACACCUUCCUGCUCCAUCUGGCUCUGGCCGACACGCUGCUGGUGCUGACCCUCCCGCUCUGGGCCGUGGAGGCCGCUGGGGAGUGGGUCUUCGGUUCUGGCCUCUGCAAGGUGGCAGGGGCCCUCUUCAAGACCAACUUCUACGCCGGGGCCUUCUUGCUGGCCUGCGUCAGCUUUGACCGCUACCUGAACAUCGUACGUGCCGCCCGGCUCUACCGGCGGGACCCCGGGACGCGCGUGGCCCUCACGUGCGCCGGGGUCUGGGGGCUCUGCCUGCCCUUGGCCUUGCCCGACCUGCUCUUCCUCUCGGCCCGGCACGAGCCCCGCCUCAACGCCACACGUUGCCUUUAUAGCUUCCCCCCCGCCGGCCACACGGCCCUGAGCAUCCUCCAGCUCCUGGCCGGCUUCCUCUUGCCCCUGCUCGUCAUGGCCUACUGUUACACUCGCAUCCUCCUGGUGCUGCUGGGCUCUCGGGGCCAGCGCAGGCUCCGGGCCAUGCGGGUCGUCGUCACCGUGGUGGUGGCCUUUGUCCUCUGCUGGACGCCCCACCACCUGACCACGCUGCUGGACGUCCUCCUCGAUCUGAAGGCCGUGAGCCGGGACUGCGACUGGGAGAGUCGGCUGGACGUGGCCAAGUCCGUGGCUUCGGGCCUGGGAUUCGUGCACUGCUGCCUCAACCCCCUGCUCUACGCCUUCGUGGGGGCCAAGUUCCGAGGCCGCAUGCGGACCCUGCUGGCUAGGCUGGCCUGCCCGGGCCGGGGGGCGCUCCUCCGGCCCACCCCGGCAUCUUCCCGGAGAGGUUCCUCUUGGUCCGAGACCACGGAGGCCUCCUAUUCGGGCCUGUGAAGACGAAGAGCCCGGCUUCGCUUCUCGCCCCCUCCCGGCCUACCCCAUUUCUCCACAGACGCCAGCCUGUGCGCUUCAAGGCCUCCAGCGCUUCUUCCCCGAGGCCAUGGACAUGGAUGACAACCAGGACCUCUUGCUUUGCCCUGGCCUCCAAAUGACAUUUAGCGGUGCCUUCCAUCGCCGUUCCGAGGAGACUCCUCCCCCCCCCCAGGCGGAGAAGCCCCGGGUGACGCCGGCCCUGUGCCGCGUGAGUGCCCGAGUGGCGGACAAGCUUGUGCCGGUGGCAGAGCCCCAGAGGGAAGGCUAGAGCUAACCUAGCUUUAAGCUCUAUGGGCGGGAGUGUGCCCAGACUCCAGGAGGCGAAGGCCCGGAAAGGCCCAAGAACAGAGCCUGCAGGCCCCCCGUGCCCAGAGAGAGUAACAAAGGAAAACAAAUAAAAAUGAUU
Messenger RNA from Gracilinanus agilis (Agile Gracile Mouse Opossum), 2443 nucleotides. RefSeq names its product C-X-C motif chemokine receptor 3 (gene CXCR3). Gene Ontology annotation, cellular component: membrane. The coding region runs from base 451 to 1998 and encodes 515 amino acids. Gene Ontology annotation, molecular function: C-X-C chemokine receptor activity. Lineage: Eukaryota; Metazoa; Chordata; Mammalia; Didelphimorphia; Didelphidae. The transcript is spliced from 5 exons. Gene Ontology annotation, biological process: chemotaxis; G protein-coupled receptor signaling pathway; immune response. The record is from RefSeq and is a predicted model, not a curated record.